Lodderomyces oxycetoniae is the source of this 1386-nucleotide messenger RNA. RefSeq lists its product as uncharacterized. Lineage: Eukaryota; Fungi; Ascomycota; Pichiomycetes; Serinales; Debaryomycetaceae. The record is from RefSeq and is a predicted model, not a curated record. Bases 1 to 1386 code for a protein of 461 amino acids. Gene Ontology annotation, biological process: mRNA splice site recognition. Gene Ontology annotation, cellular component: cytosol. The transcript has a single exon. Gene Ontology annotation, molecular function: mRNA binding.
AUGUACCCGUCAGGUCCUCAGGGGUCAUAUAGAGCCCGUUCCAGGGGGUACGAUGGACAGCGACCGAGUGGCGGCUAUUCCAACAAGUACGAUACCCGCAAAUCUUACCAUUUACAGAAAAAUCACAACUUCAGCAAUAGAAACUAUACCACUACUAAUACCAAUACUAAUGCUGCCUACAACCCGUCUGGAUCCUCGUCAUCUUUGACAUAUCGCUCUAGACAGGACUUGUAUCAGCAGCAGAACGUAUCAAGGCUGCUGUAUGACCAGCAGUAUCAAAUGUGGAUGGGAGAUUUGGAUCCCAACUGGACAGAACAAAUUAUUGGAGAUAUGUGGAGUACUUUGGUGGGCCCUCCUAGUUCUGUUAAAAUAAUGCGAGACAGAAUAAACCCGCUGAAACCUUCUUAUGCCUUUGUCACUUUUAACUCCCGAGAGGCGCUCGACUUGGCAGUACAAAGGAACGGUCAAUUGGUACCCAACUCCCAGCAAAGAUUCAAGCUAAAUUUUGCCACUAGCAAAAACAACGUCAAUACAAAUUUCAGUUCCAAUACCGGUACCAACAGCAAUACCGGUGAGUAUUCCUUGUUUAUUGGAGACUUGGCACCUGAGGUAACAGAAGCUGUAUUGUUUUCCAAAUUCGAUUCAAAGUAUCCAAAACAAAUCAGAAAUGCAAGAGUUAUUAUAGAUCCGACAACUAAAAAGGGAAGAGGAUUCGGGUUUGUUAAGUUUUUUGCCGCUGAUGUGAUGAACAAAGCGUUGACAGAAAUGCAGGGGCAAAUGAUUGGCUCGAAGGCUAUCAGAGUUGGGAUUGCCGCGGGAUCUGAAGUGACACAUCCUGUAAGUUCAGAAGCUAGAAAUGAAUAUCAGCGUAUCCAUAUUCCUCAAAGUUAUCCCGAUAUCAAUCCAAAUACUGAUGAAAACAACACUACGAUAAAGAUAACGGGGUUGUCUUCUAAGUUUACAGAGAAGGAGCUAGAACAAUACUUUAUCUGCUUUGGCGAUAUUGUUUACUGUCGGCUUUCUAAUGAUUUGCGAACAGCACACAUUAAGUUUCUUCUCCGUUCAUCAGCAAAUGCUGCUAUGACACACUUGAAUGGUAUGACUAUAAAUGAAUGUCGUGUUAAAUUAAACUGGGGAAAUAGUACACAAGUUGAAGGAGGCCCAAUAAAUUUUGAGGCAAACACCAAUGUUGCUUAUGAAAAGAGCGAACCAAUACCUUUAGUAUAUUUUUCACGAGAUUACCCAGCUCAGAGAUUGGACCAGUUAGAUGAAGAGCAAAUUAGUGAGUUUAUUCAUAGAAAGGAUAGCAGCCAAGUGUCAGCGACUAGGCAAAUCAAUGCUCUAUACCUAGAUAAAAAAUUAGCACGCGAGGCACUUUUAUCAUGA